Messenger RNA from Aspergillus nidulans FGSC A4, 420 nucleotides. RefSeq lists its product as uncharacterized. NCBI's taxonomy places the organism in Eukaryota, Fungi, Ascomycota, Eurotiomycetes, Eurotiales, Aspergillaceae. The record is from RefSeq and is a predicted model, not a curated record. Bases 1 to 420 code for a protein of 139 amino acids. The transcript has 2 exons.
AUGACCCAGACCACUAUCCCACACCCCUCGGACGAGAAGCCCCCAUCCUUUGUUUCCGUCAAGCCCUCUGAGUGGGAUACAACUGAAAAGAGGGUAUCCAAAGUCCCCUGUACUGUCCACAGCUCCUCCCAAACUCCGAACCUUGACCAUGAAUUCAAGCAGCCAUACACCCAGGACAUAAUUCGCAUGUUGACUGCUGCUCUCCAUGACCUUGCAGAUGAGACAAAGUGCAUAAAAUGCACGGUUGAGAAGUCCUCUGCUCUUCUAACCAGCCAUUUAUGCGACAUCCAAGCCGCGAAGAAGACUGGGCAGUGGUCAAAGGAGGAGAGGAAGGCACUAAAGGCUGAAGUGAAGAGCUCCUUCAAACCUGUGAAGAAAACUGUAAAGGCCUUGUGGAAAGAGGGGAAGCAGCAGAAGUAG